Xenopus laevis (African clawed frog) is the source of this 3990-nucleotide messenger RNA. It is a transcript of the gene alg10.S, whose product is annotated as ALG10, alpha-1,2-glucosyltransferase S homeolog. The transcript has 4 exons. Gene Ontology annotation, biological process: dolichol-linked oligosaccharide biosynthetic process; protein N-linked glycosylation. Lineage: Eukaryota; Metazoa; Chordata; Amphibia; Anura; Pipidae. The record is from RefSeq and is a predicted model, not a curated record. Bases 167 to 1576 code for a protein of 469 amino acids. Gene Ontology annotation, molecular function: dolichyl pyrophosphate Glc2Man9GlcNAc2 alpha-1,2-glucosyltransferase activity. Gene Ontology annotation, cellular component: endoplasmic reticulum; membrane; endoplasmic reticulum membrane.
UCGCACGAUACUUUGUUUCCAGUCGAUCUUCUAUGCGUGCAGCACACUUCCGGAUGAAGUCCGUGGCGCGUAUGAGUGAGUGCUUGAUAGGCUGCCGUGCAGAAGUCUGAUGCUCAGCGCAGGAAACAGGAAAUGCUUGACUAUAUACACUUUUCACAAAUGAAAUAUGGACAAGCUGGAAGGUUACUACUUCUCAGGCCUGUUAAGCGGCUGCUUUCUGCUCUCCAGCUUACUUUUCACCAAAAUAACCCAUCAACAGAAGGAUCCUUACAUGGAUGAGAUCUUUCACAUCCCCCAAGCACAACUUUAUUGCCAAGGCCACUUUAACCAGUGGGAUCCAAUGAUCACAACCCUUCCUGGCUUAUACCUAGCUUCUGUUGGCAUGGUCAAACCAGCUGCUUGGCUGCUUGGAUGGAGUGAAAAUGUGGUUUGCUCUUGUGGGAUGCUGCGCUUCGUUAACCUUCUUUUCAACUUAGGCAAUUUAUAUGUGCUCUAUUUAAUUCUUUGCAAGAUAAACUGCAAAACCAAGGUAUCAAGCCUCAAAAAAAUCUUGUCCACCCUGACUUUAUAUGUUUUUCCAACUUUCUAUUUUUUCACAUUUCUCUACUAUACAGACACCGGAUCGACCUUUUUUGUUCUCUUUGCAUACUUAAUGUGCCUGUAUGGGAACCAUAAAUGCGCAGGUCUCUUGGGUCUGUGUGCUUUCUUUUUUCGUCAGACAAACAUCAUAUGGAUUAUAUUCUGUGCUGGAAAUGUCAUUUCAGAAAAACUAACAGAAGCAUGGAAAACUCAACUCAAGAAACAAGAUGAAAAGCCUUCUGCGAGGGGAUCAUUUUCUGAAGCAAUGGAAGCAUUAGUGUUUCUUUUCCAGUACUGCUUGUCUGUGAGGAAUAUUAUCAUACUUGUCCAACUAACAUGGCCAUAUAUCACGUUAGUUCUUGGGUUUUUUGCUUUUCUGGCAUUUAAUGGUGGAAUAGUUGUUGGAGAUAAAACAAGUCAUGAGGCCUGCUUAAACUUCCCACAGCUUUUCUAUUUUUUUGCUUUUACACUUAUUUUUUCAUUUUCUCAUCUCUUUUCUCCCCAAAAGCUAAAGGACUUCAUUAAAUCUGUUUUGAAGCGACCUCUUAUUUAUAUGGCAUUAGCUGGCAUCUCAGUAAUUCUAAUUUGGAAAUUCACCCAUGUCCAUAAAUAUUUGCUAGCCGAUAACCGCCACUACACUUUCUAUGUAUGGAGGAAAAUCUUCCAGCGACAUGAGUUGGUAAAAUACUUGUUAGUUCCAGGCUAUCUCUUUGCUGCAUGGAGUCUUGCAGACAGUUUGAAGGGCAAGUCAGUUUUCUGGUUAGUAAUGUUUUACUCCUGUUUGCUGGCUGCUGUAGUCCCUCAAAAAUUGCUAGAGUUUCGUUAUUUUAUUGUGCCAUACCUUAUCUUUAGGCUAAAUAUACCCAUUCCUUCAGUAUCUAAGAUCCUCUUCGAGCUAGCACUGUAUGUGGCGGUGAACAUAUUUUCUUUUUACUUAUUUCUACAUAAAACUUUCCAGUGGCCUGAUAGUGAUCAAGUUCAGAGAUUUAUGUGGUAAACCAAUGGACCAUUCCUACAACUAUUGCAUUAAAAGUUCUGAAGCUUUCUUUUCACUCCAUUCUGACAUGCUGCAUGGCCAGUAAUUUCAAACUGCAUAAAUAAGAUGGAUUGGGAAUAGAGGCCUCUAAUUUUUUGUGCAUAAUGCAGUGGCUAAAGGGUUAAUGAAUACUGUUGCUCACUUCCCUUUUCUAUUCAUGUUCAGUUAAGAAACCUUUAUAAUAAAUUCAUGUAAAAUUGAUCAUAAAGAGAGACAAUUUUUUCUGAUGUUGCUCUCUUUAGGGAAGAUAUCAGGACCUCAGACAACUUUUCUCAUGUCCAGUAGAGGGUCCCCUUUAGGUCUAUCUGGGAGAUCUCCUGGGGCCCAGGGUAAUUAAGGAAACUUCAAAAGUGCAUAUAGUAGCACUCUGAUCAAUUGCACAUUCAUUUAGUUUGAAAUGUUAAAUUUCCUUUAAACUUAUGGGUAUAGGUCCUGUUCUAUUGUCUAUUUAGAAUGCCUUGCUUAUGCAUACACAUGUAUUUAUCAAUAUACAUGAGAGCUGCUGCCAUCUCUGUGCUCCACUGAAAUAUUUCAUUAGUAAACAAGUACAAUUCAUGAAUCGCUGUCUACUUUCUUUGGCAGCUCAGGAGAGCCAGCAGAACGUUUAACUUUUCACAGGACAAGAGGCACAGCCAAACACUGCCUUGUGGGUACAGUCCCAUGUUACCCUGUUUUGGUACAUUGUCUGCCAGCAACAAGCUGUGCUAUGAGGCUCCCAUGCACUGCAGGUUUUUUGCAUGCUUUUGCCGGUCAGUGAAGCUAAACACUGAAACUUAUAUAAAAUGCAGGGAGAGAGAAGCAGGGCAUAUGCUAAUAGGGGUAUUUAUUAAGACUCCAAUUUUUCUCAUUAUUUUAAAAAAUAAAAAUUCAACCUAACUCCCAACCACGAUUUGGCUUAUUUUACUAAAAAAUUAAAAUAGUAUGCGUGGGAAAAGUCGCAACAAAAUCAUGCGACAAUUCGAAACGUUUAACUUUUUUCACUUGUCGUCUGUAAACCACACUUUUUUUUAUUUUUGAACAAAAACCAUCGUCAAACAUCCCAAAACCCUAGAAAAUCAUGAAGGCAAAAAACAAGGCACAUCUGUCACUUACUUUUACAUGACUUCGACAGGUUUUAGAUAUAUUAGUAUUUUGGGAUUUUUAUCAGCUUUGGAUCAUAAUGAAUCUCGAAAAAAAUUCCCGUUUUUUCCCCUCAAAAAAUUCUGCUUUUUUUCCCUUAAAAACAUGACCAGAAAAAGCUUAAGAAGUAGGCCCCUAACUGUUACAUUGCCUAGCAUCUCUGUUUAAAGGAGAAUUCAACCCGUAACUAAAAAACACCCUACCCUACUUGGACCCCCCCUCCCUGCUCCUCCCCAGCCUAGCUGCUACAACAGGGAAAUGUCCUUAAACUUACCCCUCGUUGCAGAUUCAGGGAUCCCAGUUCACCGCAGCCAUCUUUUGGGUCUAAGUGUCUUUUUCCGGCGAUUCAGCAAUUUCCGUUCAUUUCGGUGCAUGCACAGUUGUCGCAAACUGGUGAAUUGCUCCAACUGCAUGUGCUGGUCUCAGUCAUCCCGAAAGAUGGCUGCAGGGACCUGCGAUCCCUGAAUCUGCGCCGAGGGGUAAGUAAAAAGUUAGGGGAAUUUCCCUGGGGGUAGCUAGGCUGUGGGGGAGGAGGGAGGGGGUUCUACGUAGAGUAGGGGGCGGGGUAGGGUUUUCCAGUUGAAUUCUACUUUAACUGUACUAAGUGAAUGCAAUUUUAUGUACAGGUGUGGGACCUGUUCUCCAGAAUGCUUGGGACCUGGGGUUUUUACAGAUAAGGAAUCUUUACAUAAUUUGGAUCUCCAUACCUUAUGUUUACUAUAAAAACAUGUAAAUAUGAAAUAAUGGCUUGCUUUUCUCUAAAUAAGGAUUACAAAUAUCUUGGUUUGGAUCAAGUACACCUCAUCUCUUGAGAUCCUUCUUCCUAAACAUCUCUUGGCAUUUAAGUAUUAAUAUGAGCAUUUUCCCAGUCCAAAACAGUUUAAUUUAAAUAAUUUAAAGAAGCACAUGAAUCAAUUCUGUAGCCUUCUGGACUGAGGCAAUCAUUGCUGAUGCAACUACAUAAAAGAUAACUCUUUGCACUUCAGUAAGAGUAGCUGCUUUUAUGGUUAUGUGAGGUGUUAUGUGAAGUUUUUGAAUGUGAUAGGACAUGUUCUGUUAGGUUACUUAAAUUCCUAUAAUAAUAUGGGCCACUAGAUAGCAGCCUUUAACCGUCUUUGUUCCGGUGACAUUCCUUUCAAUGAUGGAAUUAUUCUUUUUAUGUCAAUUAUUGGUGAUAAAUCCCUAUUUUCUUUUCACUGUGCUGAACUGGUGAAACAUACAAAUGUAUAUUUUGAAAUAAAAUCUUUUUGUUUUCA